AGAUUCUUGAUCUGCACAUGAGUCGGAGGGGAAUCCUGCUUCAGCAGCAGCUGUUGUCUCCAUGGCUGGCCAGGAGCUGGAGAAAAGCAACGCAUCCCUUCUGCCCGCCGACCUCACCAAGCUGGCAUCCCUGGGCAUGAUCGCCUGCGUGAGCCUGCUGGGCAACCUCCUGUUUGCUUUCAUCGCCCUCCGAGACCGGAGCCUGCACCGAGCCCCCUAUUACCUACUGCUGGAUCUGUGCCUGGGCGAUUUCAUGCGCUCCUUGCUUUGUUUCCCUCUGGUGCUGAAAUCCAUCAGCAGCGGCUCCCAUUGGACCUACAGCAAGAGGAGCUGCAGGGUCAUGGCAUUUGGCACCGUGCUCCUCUGCUUCCACGCCGCCUUUAUGCUGCUGUCCAUCAGCCUGACCAGGUACAUGGCCAUAGCCCACCACAGGUUCUACUGCAAGAAGAUGAACGGCUGGGCAUGUGCCCUGGUCAUUUCCAUGGCCUGGAUCCUGUCCAUGGCCAUGGCCUUGCCCCCUGUCUUCGAGGUGGGCACCUACAAGUUCAUCAGAGAGGAGGACCAGUGCACCUUUGAGCACCGCUAUGUCAAAGCCAACGACAGCCUUGGCUUUCUGCUGAUGCUGGCCUUUAUCGUGGCUGCCACCCAUUUUAUCUACAUGAAGCUUUUGUUCUUCAUUUACGACCACAGGAAAAUGAAGCCAGCGCAGCUGACCCCAGCCAUCAGCCAAAACUGGAGCUUCCAUGGGCCAGGGGCGGCUGGGCAAGCAGCUGCCAAUUGGAUUGCUGGCUUUGGAAGGGGACCCACGCCGCCCACCUUGGUGGGCAUGAGACAGAGCACCCAACAUCAGAUCAAAAGGCUGCUGGUGCUGGAGGAAUUCAAGCAGGAGAAGAGGCUCUGCAAGAUGUUCUAUGUCAUCACCUUUCUGUUCCUCCUCUUUUGGGGCCCCUACCUGGUGGCUUGCUACCUGAGGGUCUUUUUGAAAAGUGCAUCCUUGCCUCAGGAUUUCCUUACAGUUGCAGUGUGGCUGACGUUUGCUCAGGCAGGUCUGAACCCCAUUGUGUCCUUCAUGUUGAACAAAGAGCUCAGGAUGUCUUUUAGGGCUCAUCUGCCUUGCAGGAACACUCAAACCCAAAGGGAGUCCUAUAUUGAUACCUAA
Messenger RNA from Nanorana parkeri, 1159 nucleotides. RefSeq names its product probable G-protein coupled receptor 173. The transcript has a single exon. Gene Ontology annotation, molecular function: G protein-coupled receptor activity. The record is from RefSeq and is a predicted model, not a curated record. Bases 62 to 1159 code for a protein of 365 amino acids. Gene Ontology annotation, cellular component: plasma membrane. Lineage: Eukaryota; Metazoa; Chordata; Amphibia; Anura; Dicroglossidae. Gene Ontology annotation, biological process: G protein-coupled receptor signaling pathway.